Drosophila grimshawi is the source of this 4058-nucleotide messenger RNA. Its product is annotated as flocculation protein FLO11. The transcript has 6 exons. Bases 147 to 3626 code for a protein of 1159 amino acids. NCBI's taxonomy places the organism in Eukaryota, Metazoa, Arthropoda, Insecta, Diptera, Drosophilidae. The record is from RefSeq and is a predicted model, not a curated record.
AUCAGCACACACAAAUGACUUCUCCUCGACUUCGAUCAAAUGGAAUCACAUUUCUGGACUAGACUUGGACUAUAGCGAAUACACUUUUGUUUGAUCAACCAGUUCAGACCCCUUAGCAGCAGCGACUUCAACUUUAAGCCCCAAACAUGGAUACAGUUUAUGGCACCAAGAAAUACUUUCAGAGCUUGUCGGGUGUUAGUGAUAUAUAUCGAACGCAGACAUGUCGACAAAUGAACACCUCCGAAUACAAUUAUCAAAAUACGCUGGGACGGCGUUCCCAAUUGGGCGCUUACUAUCAUAUGAAUAAGCAGCCCUCCUAUACGAACGAUCAUAGCAUUAAUAGCCAGUAUGGUUACAACACAUGGGGCAUCUGGCGGGAUGGCCGGAAUAUAGCACCCUCCACUUUCUCGACCAAGACCCAUACGCACUAUCCAAAGAACCGAUCCUUCUCGAUCAUACUCACCACGGCAGCGUUUAUAGUCCUACUGGCUGUGAUCUCUAUUGCUGGAUUGGCCUUCUACUUUAGCUCCAUUAAGGCCACACUGGAGGAUCCUGUUCUCGGUUUUGAGGGUUCGUUUCGGAUUGCCAAGGGCGAUCUUUACUCCACGGGAUUGAGAUACAACCAUACCACGACCUACAAACAGAAGAUUGAGUUUUACAAGCGCUUCGUGGAGCGUGCUUUGACGGACAAUGGACUCCAACCGCUGCGCACGGAUGUCUGGGGCUUUGGAGAGGGUCCACUGAUAAAGGUCUCCUUUCGCUUGUUCCUCGAUGUGCGCAAACUGCCACAAAAUAUACUCAGCGUCGAGGAGUACAUAAAGGAGUCACUGUUCUUGGAGACAUCCGCUUCGAAAUCACUAUAUCGCUCACUGCGUCUAGACACCGAAUCUGUGGAGAUUAAGCGCAUUCUGGAUGAGCAGGCGGUGCGCUCAGCGGCUAUAUUGAAGGAGGCAACUGUGCCCACCAGCCAAACUCAGCUGGAGAAACGACUGAUGAAGAAGGGCGCUGCUGCUUCUGCUCCGCCACUGCAGACGAAACCAUUGGGUUUAAGUACGCCCAAGCCACGUGGUCCACCCGCACGGCUCCACUCGCCGGACGAUGAGCCCGAUAUCGAUGUGGAGAAUGCGCCCGUCAUUCAGGGCUCCUUUGAGGGUUCAUUUGAGAUAACCAAAACAGAUGCGGAUAUCGCACGCAAGAAGGCUUCACCGACGCGCUCCUAUCAGGCCAGCAGUCUGCCGCCCAAGACCAUCUCGGUAACGCCGUACUCGCUGCGCGUCAAACCCAAGAAGCCGAGCAUCGAGAAGCUAACCACAAUAACGCCGCAGACACCAACGGUCAGCACCACAAGACAAACCACAAAGACAACAACGACAACCACAAGGAAACCAACGACCAGAAAGACACGACCAACAACCACCACCACCACAACCACAACAACAACAACCACACAAAAACCCACCACGAUCAGCAGCACAACAACAACUACAGCAAAACCCACCACAACCACAACAAGUUCAACAACCACAGCAAAGCCCACGACAACCACUACAACUACCACCACAACAACUGCACCACCGGCAAGCAGCUCAACGCCUAGCGCGACGGCAACCACUCCAUUUACAUAUCCCACUGUCUCCUCCACUGUUGUGGUGCCCAAGCUGGAUGCGAAUCUGUUCACCACUUUUCCCAUACUGGACACACAACCCUGGCGACCCAUGCAUCGUGAGGUGCCCGAAUUGAUGCCCGGACCACCGCCAGCAUUCCCCACCAAAACGCUGCCUGUGCUGGGUGCACCACCACCCACUACACCCACAGUGAAUCAUAUACCACAGCGUCGCAUCGAUGAGCUGGAGCUGCCCUUCAUUGGCGACAAUCCGACACCGCCCUCAGCUGCGAUGCCGGCAAUGCCGGGAAUGCCGGGAGUAACUCUGGAUCCGUUUAUGUCGGGGCAUUUCAUGCGCCUGCCGGAUGGUAAACUGGAUAAUCCCAGUCAGCAGGAGCAGGACAUGAUUUUCUAUCACAACUUUGGCAGUCCCGUCUUUAUGCCCGGCACUGAGAAUAUCGAGAGAUUGGGCGGUGCUCUGGUUGAGCCACAUCCUUUGCCCGUUCCUCUGAUCGAUGAUGUCAUCAUACCACCCUUCCGACCGAUUAAUCCCACGCUGGGCGGCAUCAAUAAGCUGCAGUUCAACAUCGAUGGCAGCAAUGAGAGAUUCGAGCAUCUUGGCGGCGGUGUCAUUGCCAAGAAGCAGGAGAAUGGCACCACUGGUCAGGAGCUAAAAGUGGAUGCACAGCCUCUGGAAACAACCACAACAAAGAUAAGUUCCUCAACAGCAGUAACUGUGAGUGGUUCGACGACGCCUCUCAGGAUUGAGGUGAGUGGUGCACCGACCCCGGCUCCGGUUGUGCCCGACCAGAAAGUCACGGAAAGCUCUGUGCUCGCCGACACCAUUGGUGAGUUCUUCAUGGAGCUGCUAAAGCUGCCCAAGGAGGAGAAUGUCACCACAACACCCGAGCCCGAAAAGAUUGAGUCACGCAUAGAACCGGAGAUAGAAUUGGAACUGGAAGCGGAAUCAGCAUUGGAAUCCCAGAAACCAAAGCCUAACUUUAUGAAUCUAAAAGAGAUCAUUUUGCGUAGGAACUCAGCUCCCUCCACUACCUCCCCAGCGCCUGAACCCACAACGACAGCAACAACAACAACAACAACGACGACAACAACAACCACUGAGUUCCCUAUAACCACAAAAAGAAAUCGGAUACGUCCCAACAGUGACCGACCCACGAUGAUGGAUGAUUCCAACUUGUUUCCCUCGCACUCCAAAUGGGAAUUUGUGAAUAGCUCGUCCCCCUUGAAUUUUGGUUACAAUGGCAAUAUGCGAAAGGUGUUCAAUAAAACACUUCAGGCUUGGGUCUCCGAGGAUGUGGAGAAGACAGAGAACUUUACGUUGCACGACAUCAAGACGCGGAUUAACAAUGCCAGCAAUAUACAGGAUAUAUCACUGAUCUUUGACACACUGGCCUCCAAGUUGGGCAUCACGCCCAGUGUGCCCAUGAAAUUUCCACCCUUCUCGCACAACAAACUGAAGCAUGGCCAGCGUAACGAGACCAACAAGGUGAAGCUGGUGAUCUCAACUACAACUACGGAAUUGCCCGUGAUGGAGUCUAGUGUUAAGAACUUUGUGGAACUGCCGCUGCAACAGCGCGAACCCUUCAUUAAACCCAUGUCAAGUUUUAUGAACGAUGGCUCCGAUGAAGUUUUGGGCGCGGCAAUCCCAGUUGUGGGCGAGGCAGAAGUUGAGGUAAUCGACCCUCUCAAGUACGAGGAGCUGCUUAAGACCUCACAAUUUGCCGAGUCAACUUCUACGUCCACGGAGCCGAGUCCGCAUCAGUUAGUCACCCUACUACCGGUCCGUUCCAAUUCAGGCAUUCGCACCUAUAAACCAUCCUCCGAGGAAUUCGAUGGGGGAUCGUCGCAGCGCAGCCAAAGUCAAAGCGAGAUCGUGCCUGUCUCCAGCAAGCCCAAGUCCAGCAUACGUCGCAAGAUCAACACUAAUCACAGCCGAAGGUUUGGUCAACCUCCAGCGGAGGCGGUGGUUAAGGGUGGCAUCAAAGUCACAGUCAACAAAUAAAGCAACAUUAUUCUUCCAAUUGAGAUUAAGAGGAAAAAAAGAGAAGGUCGUUUAUAAUUAUGAAUAAGUAGUAUAAUUUAAGAACUUAAAAUUAAGUGAUGGAAAUUGGCGUGUACAAAAUCUUGUUCGAAAAUUGUUCAUUAGCAGCUCCAGAGACAACGAACAAUUUUGGAAUGACAAUUUCUGUAGUAUUUUGCAAUAUUUUUGGCAUUCCCCUUUUGCCAAACGUACGGUUUUAAGUCUUUUUUUAGUUAAUGUAUACGAAGCUGUUAACUUUUCCACACAAUAAAACUAUUUCCUUUAGCUACCGGUUAUCGAAUUAAGAAACCGAUUUUAAACAUUACAUGUAUGCAAAUAAGUUUAAUGUUAGUCAAAAAUUAAAUAUAAAAUGCAAUAAGGUCGAUCUUUGAAUAAAUUACGUGUCAAUAACUA